Molecule: messenger RNA, 952 nt
Organism: Pogona vitticeps (central bearded dragon)
Lineage: Eukaryota; Metazoa; Chordata; Lepidosauria; Squamata; Agamidae
Source: RefSeq, a predicted model, not a curated record
UGUGGCGGAAGCGGCGCGAAGAGCUUGCCUGCUAUACAGCCUCGUCUUGUAGCUGUCAGUAAAACGAAACCUGCAGAAAUGGUGAUUGAGGCAUACAAUUAUGGACAACGCAGUUUUGGAGAAAACUAUGUCCAAGAAUUACUAGAAAAGGCAUCAGACUCCAGAAUUCUGUCUUCGUGUCCAGAGAUUAAAUGGCAUUUCAUAGGCCAUCUGCAGAAAAACAAUGUCAACAAACUGAUUGCGGUACCUAAUUUAUUUAUGCUGGAAACGGUGGAUUCUGCAAAACUAGCAGACAAGGUGAAUGCUUCUUGGCAGAAGAAGGGGUCUUCAGAGAGGCUAAAAAUCAUGGUGCAAGUGAACACCAGCAGGGAAGACAGUAAACAUGGGCUGCCACCUGGAGAAACUGUGACAACGGUGGCCCAUAUUCUCCAGAAAUGUCCCAGCCUGCACUUUGUGGGCUUGAUGACGAUUGGCAGCUUUGGGCAUGACCUCAGUCAGGGGCCCAACCCAGACUUUCAGCUGUUGAUAUCCUUGCGCCAGGACCUGUGUGACAAGCUCAAUAUCCCCACUGAAGAUGUUGAGUUGAGCAUGGGGAUGUCUACAGACUUCCAGCAUGCGAUUGAAGUUGGAUCCACAAAUGUUAGAAUUGGAAGCACUAUCUUCGGAGAGCGUGAUUACUCCAAGAAACCAUCCAGUGACAAAACCCCAAGGGAGAUUAAAGACAAACGGGAGAAUUUACCAGUGCAGGAGCACUAACUGAGAAGGCCCGGAAGAUUCCCUUACGAGGGCAGGGGGAUCUGUUCUGAUGGACCUUACUAUGCACUUGACUUUCCCUUUGUGCUGACAGCUGUGGGGCACUAUCAGGUAAUCGGGGGGAGGGGGGUCCACAGGUACCUUAUCACCUGUAAUUUUAUUCUUGUGUGUCCAUAGAGAUUGAAUUUUUAAAAAACCA